Molecule: messenger RNA, 1006 nt
Organism: Drosophila eugracilis
Lineage: Eukaryota; Metazoa; Arthropoda; Insecta; Diptera; Drosophilidae
Gene: Tsp2A
Product: tetraspanin-2A
Exons: 2
Coding region: 179-913 (244 amino acids)
Cellular component (GO): membrane
Source: RefSeq, a predicted model, not a curated record
UGUUUGACUGUACGCCCCAACUAGUCUGGAUGUUGUCACCAUCGCGUAUCAUAGCCAAACAGCAAGUUUGAUCAAAACGUUUUAAACGAACGAACCCAACGCAUCUAUAUCUGGUCCUGCUGCUGGGCAACCUAUUCUUAAGAAAGCCCACGAUAAACCAAAACAAGUUUCCCCAAUUAUGGGUAUCGGUUAUGGAACCUCCGACGAGCAGCUGGAAAAGCAGAUCGGCUGCGUGAAGUACACUCUUUUCUGCUUUAACAUAGUGGCUUGGAUGAUAGCGACGUCGCUGUUUGCUCUAACGGUCUGGCUAAGGGCUGAGCCAGGAUUUAACGACUGGCUGCGCAUAUUGGAAGCACAAUCUUUCUAUAUCGGUGUGUAUGUGCUCAUCGGCAUUAGCAUCGUUAUGAUGGCAGUCAGUUUCCUCGGCUGCCUGAGUGCGCUGAUGGAGAAUACUCUGGCGUUGUUUGUGUUCGUGGGCACACAGGUCUUUGGGUUCAUAACCACUGUGGCCGGGUCGGCGGUACUAAUGCAGUUCAGCACAAUCAACUCGAGCUUGCAGCCGCUUUUAAAUGUAUCGCUGCGCGGCUUUGUUGCCACUUCAGAGUACACAUAUUCAAACUAUGUGCUAACCAUGAUCCAGGAGAACAUUGGCUGCUGUGGGGCCACCGGGCCAUGGGAUUACCUCGAUCUACGUCAGCCUCUGCCCAGCUCUUGCCGCGACACAGUCAGCGGUAAUGCAUUCUUCAACGGCUGCGUGGACGAGCUAACUUGGUUUUUUGAGGGCAAAACCGGUUGGAUUGUGGCUCUGGCUAUGACUCUCGGCCUGCUUAACGUCAUCUGCGCAGUAAUGAGCUUCGUUCUUGUGCAGGCGGUCAAGAAGGAGGAAGAGCAGGCCAGAAACUACCGCCGUUAAAGUACCCUAGUUAAUAGCGACAAGUGACCCUACGAUAGAUUUAAGAAUUCAUACCCAGUUCGAACAAUAAGUACAAUAAAGAUUGCGACCCUA